CAGAAGGUACCGGUAUUCUGUGCCCCCGUCGUGUGGAACGACUGUGCAACGUACCUGGAAAUGGGGGUACUGGAAGGGGCUCCGGCCCCCAUCCUGGUGGGACGGGAUCUUAUAGAGCAGGAAGCCCAGCUCCGGAGGUGGGAACAGAUCCAAGAGCCAAAGCCCCGCACCGUUCAUGCGGUGACUCGCCUGCAGAGCAGGAAGGCUAAAGAAGGGGAGUUAGGAAAUCCCCGGGAGAAAGUCACACCAUUGGCCGCAGGGGAAGGGACCCCUGCAGACGGCGAUUGCACCCUGGUCCCAGAGGGAACCGGUAACCCCGAGGGUGGGUUAAGUGACAGUCCCGGGGAGGGGUGUAAUCUGUCAGUGGCAGAGGGAGGUGACACUAGCAGGGAGGAGACCCAGGAAGUCCCUGUGGGGGAGUGUGCACUCCCUGCUGAUUGCCUAGCUGGGCAAGAGGAGUUCAAGCAGGAGGUUUGGGAGGACCCCAGCUUGGAGGGACUCCGGCAGAUGGCUCAGGAGCAAGAGACUGAGUUCACUCCGGACAAGAGGGAACAGGUGGUCUGGGAUAAGGGGCUUCUCUAUCAGUUGUGGGUGCCAAAGAACCAUGCCGAGACCAGGGAGCCCCAGCGCCAGCUCAUAGUACCCCGGAAAUACAGACAGCAAUUGCUUGCCCUGGCUCAUGCCCUACCGUAUGCUGGUCACAUGGGCAGGGAACGGACACGCCAGCGGUUGCAGGUGAACUUUUUUUGGCCCAGAAUUGCCCAGAAUGUGACGGACUAUUGCAAAUCUUGCGAGACAUGCCAGCGGACGGGCAAAAGCGGGGACAAGAGAAGGGCUCCCCUGCAGCCCCUCCCGAUCAUAGACCAACCCUUCCACAGGGUGGCAGUGGACAUUGUGGGACCGCUGAAGCAUAGGACUCGUAGGGGAAAGAAAUACAUACUGACUCUGGUGGAUUACGCAACGCGGUACCCGGAGGCAGUUGCCUUGACCUCCAUCAAGGCACCCGUGGUUGCUGAUGCCCUCAUCAAGGUCUUCUGCCAGCUGGGUUUUCCCUCCGAGAUCCUGACGGACCCGGGUGGGAACUUCAUGGUGGAGGUAAUGGAGUGCCUGUGGGACUGCUGUGGGGUGCAACACCUUAAGACCACAGCCUACCACCCUCAGACAAAUGGGCUGGUGGAAAGGUUCAACGGGACAUUGAAAGGGAUGCUCAAGGCCUAUGUGGACUCCAACCCCAAUGACUGGGAUGAGAAACUGCCGCAUCUGCUCUUUGCCUACCGGGAGGUGCCCCAGGAGUCCACUGGGUUCUCGCCCUUCGAGCUGAUGUUCGGGAGGCGAGUGCGAGGUCCUCUCGAUUUGGUGAGAGAGGAGUGGGAAGGGAAGAUCGCUUCCACAAAGACCUCCGUGGUGGAGUAUGUGCUUGACUUUCGUCAAAAACUGACUGACAUGAUGAAUGUGGCACGGGACUCCCUGGGACAGGCCCAGGAGAAGCAAAGGUCCUGGUAUGAUGAGAAGGCCCGCUUACAUACCUUUGAGCGGGGUGAGAAUGUGAUGGUUUUCCUGCCACUAAAAACGGACAAGCUGCAAGCUGCUUGGGAAGGUCCCCAUGCUGUCCUGGACAGACUGGAUGAUGUGACCUGUGUAGUGGGUAUUAAGGGAACUCCGGGGGACCCCGAGGAGCCGGUCAUGUAUGGAGACUGGGAUGGCGAGGCAGGGAUCGAGGAACUCCGCCUGCCGGACCAUCUGCCCUCCCAGGACAAGGACCAGCUGCUCGCAGCGCUCAAGGACUUUGAGACUGUGUUCUCUAACAAACCAGGUAGAACAGACCUGGCGGUACACUCGAUAGAGACGGGCAGCCAUCGCCCUAUAUACUCCCGACAUUACCCAGUCAAUGAGAAGGUGAGGCAAGAAAUAGAACGGGAGAUCGCAGAGAUGGAGGAGUUGGGGGUAAUCCGGCCUUCGACGAGUCCCUGGGCAAGUCCGGUGGUACUCGUCCGGAAGCAGGACGGGACCAUCCGGUUCUGUGUGGACUACCGGAAGCUGAAUGCCAUUACCACCCCUGAUGCGUACCCUAUGCCCAGGAUGGACACGUUGCUGGAUCGCCUGGGCCCAGCCAAGGUGAUCUCAACUCUCGAUCUGUCCAAAGGAGUUUGGCAGAUGGCCCUGGGCCCGGAUGCCAUAGCCAAGUCUGCCUUUACCACACCUACGGGGCUAUACGAGUUCACAGUUUUACCUUUCGGUUUGCGCAACUCGCCCGCCUCUUUCCAGAGACUGAUCAAUAAUCUGCUGCAAGGAUGUGAGCAGUUUGCCAUGGCUUACAUCGAUGACAUCGCCAUCUUCAGUCCGGAUUUCGAGUCGCACCUGACUCACCUGACCACCGUGCUAGGUAAGAUCAAGCAAGCUGGUCUUACAGUGAAAGCCAAGAAGUGCCAGUGGGCACUAUCGCAGGUAGUGUACUUGGGUCAUCAUGUGGGUGGAGGUCAGAUUGCUCCCUUGUGGGACAAGAUCGAGGCCAUCAAAGACUGGCCACCUCCACAGACCAAGAAGCAAGUCAGAGCCUUCCUUGGCCUGGCGGGUUACUACCGAAGAUUUGUCCCGGGGUUUGGAGCAACCGCAGCCCCGCUGCACGAGCUGACCAAGAAGGGCAGCCCGGACCCGGUGGUCUGGAAGCAGGGGUGCCAGGAAGCAUUCGACGCCCUCAAGGCUGCCCUGGUCAAACAACCGAUCCUGAAGGCACCGCUCCAGGAUAAACCCUUCUACGUGGCAACGGAUGCCUCCGACGUAGGACUGGGAGCUGUGCUCUUACAGGAGCACCAGGAGACACGGCACCCCGUGGCGUACCUCAGCCGGAAGCUAAUCCCUCGGGAGCGAAACCUGUCCUCCAUCGAGAAGGAGUGCUUGGCCAUCGUCUGGGCCCUGAACAAGCUGAAGCCCUACUUGUGGGGACAACAGUUCACCGUCCUGUCGGACCAUGCCCCAUUGCAGUGGCUGCAGACCAUGCACAACACCAAUGCCAAGCUGCAACGUUGGUCUUGGCAGCUGCAGGAAUUUAAUUUUACGGUCCAACACAUAAAAGGAAGCCAGACCGGAUUAUUUUCGGAAAAAAUUCCGGAAUACGCGCCCACAACCCGAAAAGUCAUUGAAUGA
Molecule: messenger RNA, 3144 nt
Organism: Alligator mississippiensis (American alligator)
Lineage: Eukaryota; Metazoa; Chordata; Crocodylia; Alligatoridae
Exons: 3
Coding region: 61-3144 (1027 amino acids)
Biological process (GO): DNA integration
Molecular function (GO): nucleic acid binding
Source: RefSeq, a predicted model, not a curated record